This is a messenger RNA of Caretta caretta (loggerhead turtle), 1582 nucleotides long. It is a transcript of the gene DDX39A, whose product is annotated as DExD-box helicase 39A. NCBI's taxonomy places the organism in Eukaryota, Metazoa, Chordata, Testudines, Cheloniidae. Gene Ontology annotation, molecular function: RNA helicase activity; nucleic acid binding; ATP binding. The record is from RefSeq and is a predicted model, not a curated record.
AGAAUGGAGGGCGCGGCCGGAGUGACGGGGCACCGCGCCAAUGGGGGCGGAAACGGAAGGAACGCUCUGUAGUCGCCGGGAGGAGGACAAGCCGCGCGGGAGUCGGAGCCGGAGCGCGGCACCACGUGAGCGGCCUCCGGGAGCGCGAGAAUGGCUGAGCAGGACGUGGAGAACGAGCUGCUGGAUUAUGAGGAGGACGAGGAGCCCCAGGUGGUGGCGGAUGCGGUGCCCCCUCCAGCAAAGAAGGACGUGAAAGGCUCCUAUGUGUCCAUCCACAGCUCGGGCUUCCGGGAUUUCCUGCUCAAACCUGAGCUACUGCGAGCCAUCGUGGACUGUGGCUUUGAGCACCCGUCUGAAGUGCAGCACGAGUGCAUCCCACAGGCCAUCCUGGGCAUGGACGUGCUGUGCCAGGCCAAGUCGGGCAUGGGCAAGACGGCCGUCUUCGUGCUGGCCACGCUGCAGCAGAUUGAGCCAGUGGAUGGACAGGUGUCGGUGCUGGUGAUGUGCCACACGCGGGAGUUGGCAUUCCAGAUCAGCAAGGAGUACGAACGCUUCUCCAAGUACAUGCCCAGCGUCAAGGUGGGGGUGUUCUUCGGGGGCCUGUCCAUCAAGAAGGACGAGGAGGUGCUGAAGAAGAACUGCCCCCACAUCGUGGUGGGGACCCCGGGGCGCAUUCUGGCCCUGGUGCGCAACAAGAGCCUCAACCUGCGGAGCGUCAAGCACUUCGUGCUGGACGAGUGCGACAAGAUGCUGGAGCAGCUUGACAUGCGGCGGGACGUGCAGGAGAUCUUCCGGCUGACACCCCACGAGAAGCAGUGCAUGAUGUUCAGCGCCACCCUCAGCAGGGAGAUCCGGCCGGUGUGCCGCAAGUUCAUGCAGGAUCCCAUGGAGGUCUUCGUGGAUGACGAGACCAAGCUGACGCUGCACGGCCUGCAGCAGUAUUACGUCAAGCUGAAGGACAGCGAGAAGAACCGCAAGCUCUUCGACCUGCUCGACGUGCUGGAGUUCAACCAGGUGGUGAUCUUCGUCAAGUCGGUGCAGCGCUGCAUGGCCCUGGCCCAACUGCUGGUGGAACAGAACUUCCCGGCCAUCGCCAUCCACCGCGGCAUGUCGCAGGAGGAGAGGCUGUCCCGGUACCAGCAGUUCAAGGAUUUCCAGCGCCGCAUCCUGGUGGCCACCAACUUGUUCGGGCGGGGGAUGGACAUCGAGCGUGUCAACAUCGUCUUCAACUACGACAUGCCCGAGGACUCGGACACCUACCUGCACCGGGUGGCACGUGCCGGGCGCUUCGGCACCAAGGGCCUGGCCAUCACCUUCGUGUCGGACGAGGGCGACGCCAAGAUCCUCAACGAGGUGCAGGAUCGCUUCGAGGUGAACGUGGCAGAGCUGCCUGAGGAGAUCGACAUUUCCACGUACAUUGAACAGAGCCGAUAACGGGAUCGGACCCCCCUGCCCAGAACCAGCCCGGCUGCUCUUUUUAACCCUUUCUAAGUCAGAUCACGGGUAUUUCAUUUUUUUACGCAGUUUUUAAACCUGUAGAUGUGUGUGUAACAGUGUCUCAAAUAAACUUUUUAUUACCAAG